AUGGUGGUGCCAAUCAAACCAGAGGCUGGCUUCGGCCUCCUCACUACGGGCUGCUCUCCAGGAGGUGGAGGUUCCAACGUCUGGACUCUCCUACUGCAUGGUGAUCUGAACCUCAGUAUGACGAUGACAUUCAUCAGCAAUGUGGCCGCUCUAGGUAAGCCCAUUCUGCUUGAUGUGUUUUGCCUGCCUAAUGUUUAUGAGAGGCGCGGGAGAAGAGAACUUCCACAGCGUGAAGACAUUUGCUCACGCAAAAUGCCGGAAUACAUAUGCAUUUUGGAGGAUUUAGCGGUGCCCACAUGUUAGUACAUGCGAUCGAAUACGGCUAGAGUUUAUGUUGCCAGCACGCAUUUAAACCAGUACCGUUCACUGCCUGUGACUGCAUACUCAACUGCCUAGUUUUUUUGGUUUGCCCAUAUAGGUAAACGCAUAGAACCUAUUCAUUUAGGGCGCCUUCAAUGGGAGCCUAAAGUCCAUGGACGCAGUUUAGAUGAGCUUGCCUCAAUCGGCUGAUUUAGGGGACUUUUUAGGAGAUUUGAAGGUUUCUGAGUAAAAUACCUGGUCAAUAUGCUGAAAACCUCCAUUUAAGUCGGGGCAUACCGGUUAAACAUAAUGUGUCUCCUCUUUUACGAUCUGGGGUGGAAGAAUCGUAAUACCUCUGAUGUCUUAACUUACGGGCAACUUUCACGGUUUAAUCAUACUAUACUUCAGUAAAGACGGCAGUUAUAAGAAUACUUAAACUGCCAAACUUGACCUGGCAGCCGACAUGACGAUUGCAUAGAAAGUAUUGUUAGUUCUCCUGUUGAGAAAGUAAUGUCUUCUCGAAUAUGAAUUUGCUGUUUGGAGGCUAAACAGCAUAUGGUGACCUGUAAACUAACACAAACCUUUUGUUGCAGGAUAACAUGCUAACAGCACAGGUAUUAGCUAGAAGGCCAGACAGGUAUCCCGCUGAUAUUCUGUCGAUGGGUGGCGCAGAAAGCUCACGGGGAAAGCUGAGAUACCCGCGGGUAAGCCGAUCCCCUCGCGGCUGCACCACGUAGCGGGAGAGUAUCGGCGGAACACGUGUCUGGGCUUUUAUUUGGACCCUGUUCUGCUAGCAUGGUGUCAUGUAACCCUAAUAUGCACCAUUAGCUUCCUGUGGACAGUUAAUGACUGUUACGUGAUUAUCUCGCGGCUGAUGGUUAUCGGCCCAAGUAUUCAUGCUCGAACUUUGGUCUACGCCUAUAGACCUUGGUUUUAAUUGAUCCACUCGAACCUUGCUGUUAAUUUCCGUGGAAAGUAAUAAUCAAUAACACUAAUCUCUAAAUAAGUGAACGUUUAAUCCAACUGGGCCAGUCUUUCUGCAUCCGCUUCAUUAUUGCAUAUGAAAUAUCGAUCAUAGAUUUGAGGGCUUGCCGAGUUUUUCAGCCAAACGUCGAUAAUUGUUUUCAUUUUAUUGGCUGAAGCCUUUCGGCUCCUUUGAUUGGUGCCCUAGCUUUGGCUACGGCAUCUGGUGGUUAUUGGCACUCUGAUGCGUCGGACUGCCCUUUUACCUCAUUAACUUCCUCCCUGGGUGAAUGAGCUCCAUCAUCCAUCGGUAUUCUUCAACCCAUCGAGUUGAUCCUGCCCUAUGACGAAGGGGUGGCACUGCUUGAUCAAACCAACGCCUGGGAAUCAGGUGUCCAGCGUGAGACAUUCAGGGCUUCCAAUUUUUACAUUCAACCAACACUAAGGCAAAGCCACUGGUCAUGGAAAAUUCUCUUAUCCUAGGAUAUCCAUCUUUCUCGUAAAUUAAGCCCGGGCGAGUGCAUGUAAUAACUGUAAAUUUCUAACUAAUGUGGUAGGUCCGAAAGGAGACAGCAUACCAGAACUUCCGACUGUCUACUUAAAUAAAAUAUAAUGUCCACCUACUAGAUUCUCAUUUUCGUAGACCUUUUGUUUGGUGGUAGCUAAACACAUACGGCAGAUGCCAAACCGGCCGAAUUUAUCGCCGCACUUGAAGCCAUGUUGGUAAGAACCAAUGCGACCGACGAGGCUAAACACACCGUACGCCAAAAAGUCACCUCCCUACUGCUGACGAACAGGCCCAUCAAUAAUAUGUCGCCCGCAGAAAUAGAAGCAAGGAAGGAAUUAAAAAUGGACAGAGAUAAUAAUAAUGCUGCCAGCCGACAAAGGAAGAGCAACCGUCGUGAUGAACCGCGUUGACUACAACGAAAAGGCACAAGCCCUCCUAGACGACCAACAGUCCUACAAGUCCACGCCUCCCUCGCGAGCCAAAUCGAUGAUUGGUCAACUAACUGGACUCCUGAACCGACUCAAGCGAAACAGUGCUAUAUCGCUAGACGAAUGGCGACAGAUGAAACCAACGGACACGGCACUGGACCGGUUUUAUGGAUUACCCAAAAUCCACAAGCCCAAUGUUCCCCUUCGACCGAUCGUUGCCUUGAAAGGCAGCCCCACUUACAAUCUAUCCAAGUGGAUGGCCCGAAAACAACUUUCUCCGAGAAGGCUCAAGGACCACCAUCAAUUCGGCCUCCCAAUUCCUGGCCGACAUCCGAGGAAAAGUUGUCCGACCGGAGCAGAUUAUGGUGUCCUUUGACGUGGUUUCAUUAUUCAUGUCCAUCCCACCGGACCUGGCACGCGACGUUCUUCGCAAACGACUCGAAGAGAAUUACGACGAGACGAACAAACCCCUAAAAAUCGACCACUUACUGCAACUGUUUACUUUCUGUCAACAAACCUUCUUCACUUUCAAUGGCCGAACAUACGAGCAGAUCAAAGAAACGCCGAUGGGUUCACCAAUAUCCAGCGUAGUUGCAGAACUAGUCCUGCCGGAACUGGAAAAAGUCGUCUUCGACCAAUAUGAACCUGCAUUUUGGCGCCGGUACGUGGACGACACGUUCGUCAUAAUUGAAGGGAGCAGACUGGCUGACUUCCAAGACCUGCUCAACGGCAUCUUCCCAGACAUUCAGUUCACAAGGGAAGAAGAGCAUGCCGAACAGCUGCUUUUCCUUGACGUUCUCGUCACACGCACACCCAACGGCGAACUUAACACCACGGUGUACAGAAAGGCGUCUAACGCGACCCAGAUUCUCAACUACCACAGUAACUACCCAAUGGCGCAUAAACGCAGCUGUGUUAGGACACUCUUCCAGAGGGUAAAAACGAACUGCAGUGAACCAGAGGGCCGAGUACGAGAACUUCGGCACCUUCGGGACCAACUGGCAAGGAAUGGAUACCCGAACAGCUUCGUCAGCCGCUGCCUCCGCACGCGCCCACGGCGAACAAACGGAGGAGAGCCGCCAACACUCUGGCACCCUCUGCCAUAUAUAAAGAACGUAUCCGAAGCGAUGGAACGUAUCGCUGGAGAGCUCGGCGUGGGUAUCGCUCACCGUCCGACAGCGACCAUGCGCAGCAAAAUCAUGCAAGUGAAGGAUCGCCUAGACGUGGGUGGACAAUCGGGCGUCGUCUAUCAGAUCCCAUCUCGGGACUGCCCUCGCCACUACACUGGACAAACCGGACGACGACUUAGCUCACGAAGAACGGAGCAUAGAUGGGCGGUCCGGAGAAACGACCCGUUGUCUCAGGUCGCCACUCACACCCUGGAGGAAGGCCACGAAUUCAACUUUGCGAGCACGCGGAUAGUGGCGCGGGCCAGCAAUAAGACAGGACGAGAACUGUUAGAGGCCUGGGUGUCUGACACCAACGCUAUCAACAGGCACAUUGACAUACCCCCCUGCUAUCACGCGCUCCGUUCCCGCGGCCAAGGGGCGAGACCCAAUUUCCAACCAAGGGUGCACGCAGUCACGCCCCCGUGA
This is a messenger RNA of Spirometra erinaceieuropaei, 3794 nucleotides long. The record is from the annotation of a GenBank genome assembly. NCBI's taxonomy places the organism in Eukaryota, Metazoa, Platyhelminthes, Cestoda, Diphyllobothriidea, Diphyllobothriidae.